ACUAUCUUCGAACUAUUUUGUAUCUCAUCACAUCCCUUAAUACAACACAAGCACCAACCAUUCACAACCCUUUGCUCCAACCUGCAACAUGGUGUCUGUUGAUGAGAUCCGCAAGGCGCAAAGAGCAGAAGGCCCUGCCACCGUUCUGGCUAUCGGCACCGCAACUCCUCCAAACUGUGUGGACCAAAGUACCUAUCCUGACUACUAUUUCCGCAUCACCAACAGUGAACACAAGACCGAACUCAAAGAAAAAUUCAAGCGCAUGUGUGAAAAGUCAAUGAUUAAGAAGAGAUACAUGCACUUGACAGAAGAGAUUCUGAAGGAGAAUCCAAGCAUAUGCGAGUACAUGGCACCUUCAUUGGAUGCAAGGCAAGACAUGGUGGUUGUUGAAGUGCCAAAGCUGGGGAAAGAGGCUGCAACAAAGGCAAUCAAGGAAUGGGGUCAACCUAAAUCUAAGAUUACUCAUCUCAUCUUUUGCACCACAAGUGGUGUGGACAUGCCAGGUGCUGACUACCAACUCACCAAGUUGUUGGGUCUUAGGCCAUAUGUGAAGCGUUACAUGAUGUACCAACAAGGUUGUUUCGCUGGUGGCACAGUUCUACGUUUGGCAAAAGACUUGGCUGAGAACAACAAGGGUGCACGUGUGUUGGUGGUUUGUUCUGAGAUCACUGCAGUCACUUUCCGUGGCCCAACAGACACUCAUCUUGACAGUCUUGUGGGUCAAGCACUGUUUGGAGAUGGUGCAGCUGCUGUUAUUGUUGGUUCAGACCCUUUGCCUGUUGAGAAGCCUUUGUUUGAAUUGGUGUGGACUGCACAAACAAUCCUCCCAGACAGUGAAGGAGCCAUUGAUGGCCACCUUCGUGAAGUUGGACUCACUUUUCAUCUUCUCAAAGAUGUUCCUGGGCUCAUCUCAAAGAACAUUGAGAAGGCUUUGGUUGAAGCCUUUCAACCUUUGAACAUCUCUGACUACAAUUCUAUCUUUUGGAUUGCACACCCUGGUGGACCUGCAAUUCUGGACCAAGUAGAGGCCAAGUUAGGCUUAAAGCCAGAGAAGAUGAGAGCCACCAGACAGGUGCUAAGCGACUAUGGAAACAUGUCAAGUGCGUGCGUGUUGUUUAUAAUGGACGAGAUGAGGAGGAAGUCAAAGGAAGAUGGAAAAGCCACAACAGGAGAGGGUCUUGAUUGGGGUGUGCUCUUUGGUUUUGGACCAGGACUCACUGUUGAGACCGUUGUUCUCCAUAGUGUUGCAGCUUGAUUGCCUCAAUAUGCUACACUAAUAUGUUCCUUCAACAAAAUUCACCUGCUAUUUUGUACUGUAUUUUUUUUUCUUUUUGAUUAAAUCUUUGCUUGCUUAGUUAAACUUUUGAAUAAAGCUCAUUUUACAUUGAUGUUCGUAAUGAUAUUGCUUUAUGUACUGUUCCAUAUA
Cajanus cajan (pigeon pea) is the source of this 1426-nucleotide messenger RNA. RefSeq names its product chalcone synthase 1. Gene Ontology annotation, molecular function: acyltransferase activity, transferring groups other than amino-acyl groups. NCBI's taxonomy places the organism in Eukaryota, Viridiplantae, Streptophyta, Magnoliopsida, Fabales, Fabaceae. Gene Ontology annotation, biological process: polyketide biosynthetic process. The record is from RefSeq and is a predicted model, not a curated record.